AUGGCUCAGCACGCGGAGCCGAUGGAUAUAGACGACGAAGGCGUUUUUGAUAAUAAGGAGAACACAUAUCAACACAGCAAUGUGCUCCCAAAGACUCCUUCCACUGAGAAAGGAUAUGAGGAGCUGGAUGUCUCCGAGCUCAACAUGAAACUGAGCUCAUCUUCUUCUACGGCUCAAACUCCUGAAGCAACCACACCAACAAAAGACAUACCGAAGCAUGAUGGUGGUUCCCCAAUCAUGAGAGGGCUGAAGUCUGUGUUAAGUAUGUUUAGAUCCUCACAGAGCCCCAUACCACCUGAAGAAGGUGAUCCCAAGGCAUUACAGCCUAUAAGUCCCGCUGAUGUACCGCUACCAGAGUCUAAGCCUACAGCCGUUGCAUCAACCCCGAAGAUUGACAUUCCUUUACCAAAUGAUGAUGAUAUUAAUGAUAAUUUUGAUGAAAAUGUUUGUAAUGAUUUGCAAGAUAUAGAUGCACUUAUUGCUAGCACCUCUCAAAAUGUGCUGAUGGCAGCCCUCAAUAAAUCUAUUGUUGAGGCAGCCCCUGAUGUCCAACAUAAGCAAUAUGAACCACAAAAUAAUGAUAUCCCUUGUCAAACCAAUUUAUUACCUAGUGAUGUUCCAUUAACCUAUAAAGAUGAAGAAGAUUCAGUAAAAUCUAAUAUUCCGCACAAAGCUAUUACUGCUGUUAUUGAUCCUGCAUCGUCGCCAGUUAUUGAUGAACCUGAUACUUCAAUUACUAAUGUUAUUAAUGACAUAGUCAAUAUACCCAUUAUUGACUCAGCUGCUGACAUACCUGGUGAAGAAACAAAAACUGGAAACUUAAAAACUGAUGAUGCCAGUCUGCCAAGUGUUUCUCCCGGUGUCACCCCACUAGCUAUUAUAGAUGACAGCACUCCAAAUGCUAAACAACAUUUAGAACAACAGCUUGAAAACAGUACAAUGAAAAGUGAAACAAGUACUGAAUGUGCUGUUGUCAAAUCAGUAGAUAUUGAUAGUGUUGAAAGCGAAAUAAUUGCUGUUGCCAUUGUAAACACAAUGCCGGAUUCAGCUAAACCAGAAGAAGAACACAUGGAAAUAUCUUUUGUUGAAGUGCCACCUUAUCCUAACGAAAAAGAGGUGCGCGACAGCAAGGACAAUAUCCUUCUUCCACAUAAACCAGAAGGCUCUAACACUACAAUUAAUUUAGAUUCUACUCACAGGGCUGAAAGUACCGUGGGAUGUGAAGAAAAAAUAGACGAAGAAAUUAUUUUAUCAGAGAGCAAUAGUCCAUUUGUAUCAAUGUCAGCUGAAGAAGAAUUUGGUCCUGGAUCGAAAAAAGAUGAUUUUGAAGAGAUUGAGAAUCCAUUUCCGACAGACUCGAAAGUGGCCCGGUCACCGCCGAUAUCUCCUAAAAUUGUUUCUAAAGGAUAUAAUUUUAACUUUGAUGACAUUGAUAAUAUCAAUCCUUUUGCUACCAAAACUAAAAUUAAAAUGUCACCACCACCUGGUGCUUCUCCAAACGAUUCACUUAAUACAGAUAAGCUUAACAAAACUGAAAUCAUUGAGCCUGUAAAGAGUGAAAAGAAUAUCAAUAGAAGAAAAUCGAUGCCAGAAAGAAAGAAGCCUUUAAAAGCUAAGAGGCAUUUGAAUUCUAGUGUAGAUAGUACAGAAAAGGCUUCACCAAAGGCAACCCCAUUUAAAAACGAUGAACUCAAAAACCCGGCUACAAUUAAAAUUGACCAGAAACAGUCAGAGUUAAGUCAACCAGAAUUAAACCAAUAUGAUAUCAGCACCAUUACUCAUGUAAAGGAAGAGGUCAAUAAUGAAAUUUUAUCAUCUGAAAUCACGACGCACGAAGACAACGUUUCAAAAGAACCUCCAAGUUUAGACCAUCCCAAAGAUGUCACAUCCAUAGCAAGCGUGAUAUCAGAAGUUAAAACAAAUUUAACACAAAACAACGAAGCUAAAGUAGUUGAAGAAGUGGUUAAGACUUCCAGUGAUAAAUCACCAGCAAAUUCUGAUACAUCUUCUUCAGAGCAAUCUACAUAUUUGUCUACAGCCGCGUCAUCUACCGAACUGACAGAAUCGAAAAACGUAUUCAAUUUGCCUGAAUUAGAUGGUUCUAAUCCAUUUGCAACUAAAUCAAAAAUACGCCAGUCACCGCCGAAAGAUUUCGAUAUGGAUAAUCCGUUUGCCACUAAAAGUAAAAUUAAGUCCUCUCCAGAAACAUCAUUAAUUGUAACCAAGAACGUUAGUAAUGAUACUGUCACUAUAGAUUACGAAGAGGACUUAAAAGAAGUGAAUUGCAGUGUAUCAUCUAAGACAAGUGACGAAAAGGACGUCACAGUCCAUGAGGUUCACACUGAAGAUGAAGAUACUCUAGAAGGACCCUUCCUCGAAGCCGACGAAGGCAAUGAAGGAAACAUACCCGAACUUCCCGAAGAUAAAGUAGACGUAGUAGAUUUUGAUAAUAUGCAUCAGCCAGAUAACGAUGAUGCCGCGGAAAUGUUUAUAGACGCAGAAGCUUUUGAAUUUUUGAUGAACCAAAAUAAAACUGAUGAGGUAGCUUACAGCGGAAAAGAGAGCUUAUUCCUCAAGUUUGAUCCACUUUUUGCAAGAAGGGUUACGUCAGAAGGUGUGGCAGCUACUUUAAAUGAUAUAAAAAGAAAGCAGAUUACUCCUAAAAAAGCUCCGAGGAAGGUACCUCCUAAGGAAGUUGAACUUUUGUCAUUUGAGAAGCCUGUCGCUAGUUCUUCAGAUCUAAAUGGUACAUAUGACGCACAAAGUGUAAUCGAGGAAAGGUCCGAUGAAAUGAACGUCACAGUAUCAAAGCCGAUGUUGGCCGUCACGCCAGCUGUCAAUCCGGUUGUAACGCCCAGAAAAUCUUUAACACCUAAUAGAUCAAACAGGCUUUCCAUGACGUUUACUUCACCAGCCAUGGCUGUCAUUGAUAGGCUUCUUUCGCUAAGCGGAAAUAGCCCGUCUGCAGGCCUAGAUGCGACCGUUACACACGUAGGCAGAGCACACAGUGAGACAGACCAAGCUCUUACUCAACUUAGAGAACUGUUAGCUGAAAAGGAAAUACACGUGUACAACUUGAGAUGUGAAACUAAGGAACUGAAAGAUAGAUUAUCAACUUUAGAAACUCAGAUGAAAUCUUUAGAAGCGGAAGGUGCGGAGAGAUUAAAAAAAGUUAAUGAAUUAAAUGAGAAUCUGGCUGAAAAGACUAAAAUGAACAGGAACAUGGCGGCAGUGGUAGAAGAGUACGAACGGACCAUCGCUAGUUUAAUAUCUGAAACUGAACAAGACAAGAAACGGUACGCUGAGGAACGCAACCAGCUUAUUAGAGAUAGGGACGAGCAGACGGCGCAUCUGGCCAGCAUGGAGGUCUCCUUCAACGACCUCCACAGCAAAUACGAAAAGAGCAAACAAGUGAUAUUGGGUUAUAAAACAAAUGAGGAAGCAUAUAAAAAGUCUAUAGAAGAAUUCGAGGGGAAUCUCGCCAAAAUGCACACGAAUUAUGAGAUGCUCAAACAGCACGCGACUUCGAAGCUUAAUCACGCGAACCAGGAAUUAGAGAAGAUUAAUAAAGCUCACGAGAGCGAAAUUUUGAAAUUCAACGCUAUGCUGAAGCGUAAAGAGGUUCACAUCACGUCACUGGAAGAAAGCCUCGCGCAGAAAACCAAAGCGAACGAGGAACUGACGGCCAUAUGCGACGAACUCAUCAACAAAGUCGGUUGA
Messenger RNA from Leguminivora glycinivorella, 3720 nucleotides. RefSeq names its product transforming acidic coiled-coil-containing protein 3-like. Gene Ontology annotation, biological process: mitotic spindle organization; cell population proliferation; cerebral cortex development. NCBI's taxonomy places the organism in Eukaryota, Metazoa, Arthropoda, Insecta, Lepidoptera, Tortricidae. Bases 1 to 3720 code for a protein of 1239 amino acids. The record is from RefSeq and is a predicted model, not a curated record. The transcript is spliced from 4 exons. Gene Ontology annotation, cellular component: cytoplasm.